This is a messenger RNA of Vigna radiata var. radiata (mung bean), 765 nucleotides long. RefSeq lists its product as uncharacterized. The record is from RefSeq and is a predicted model, not a curated record. NCBI's taxonomy places the organism in Eukaryota, Viridiplantae, Streptophyta, Magnoliopsida, Fabales, Fabaceae. The transcript is spliced from 4 exons. Bases 1 to 765 code for a protein of 254 amino acids.
AUGAGGACAUGGAUGAACAACAGGGAUGUGCAUAAUCAUGAAGGAGAAGGGGAUGAAGGAUUAGUGGAUGUUGAUGUAAAUGUUGAUGAAGUACUUAGGGACAAUAUAGAAGGGGUUGUAUCAGUGGAAGUUAGUGAAAAUGAAGAAAGUGGAAGUGAGGGUUCAGUUGAUAUUGCACAUAACCAGAAGAACCCGUAUGACAGAGGGUUGUCUGAUGAUGAGUGGGAGUCAGAGUUUUUGGCCAAUCCAGAUGAAAGUGGAAGUGAGGAUAGCGGUCAUGAAAGGCAAAGUUAUGGUUCAUUUGGGACAUUUGUUAUGCAAAAGAGUAUGUCUGAAUACAAGUGGGAAGUGGGAACAAAAUUUAGGGAUAAAAAUGAGUUUAUGGAUGCUGUUAGAAGUUAUGCAGUCCACGGUGGGAAAGAUUUGAAGUUUAUUAAGAAUGAUAACAAACGGAUAAAUGAAAUACGCUCAAAAGCUUUGAGGAAAUGGAAUACCAAUGUCACACUUUCUAAAGCUCGUAGGGCAAAGAUAAUGGCAUCUGAAAAAGUUGAAAGUGGUUUCAAAAAUCAGUUCAAAAGAAUACAUGACUAUGCACAUGAAUUAUUGAAAUGUAACCCUAGAUCAACAGUACAAGUUAAAGUGGAUAGUGAUAGUGGAUUGUAUAAGGGGGAGUUAUUAACAGCUAUUGGAAGAGAUCCUAAUGACCAGAUGUUACCUCUGGCAUACACAAUUGUGGAAGUAGAGAACAAAGAUAGUUGGACAUGA